Molecule: messenger RNA, 1885 nt
Organism: Hordeum vulgare subsp. vulgare (domesticated barley)
Lineage: Eukaryota; Viridiplantae; Streptophyta; Magnoliopsida; Poales; Poaceae
Product: dolabradiene monooxygenase-like
Exons: 2
Coding region: 104-1732 (542 amino acids)
Molecular function (GO): oxidoreductase activity, acting on paired donors, with incorporation or reduction of molecular oxygen; heme binding; monooxygenase activity
Source: RefSeq, a predicted model, not a curated record
GCAUGCGGAAACAAAUGCACCUGGCGGUGAGAGCAAAUCAAAGUCCUUUGUCCAUUCCUGAAGCGCAUCUUUGAUUGUACGUACGUUGGUCGCAUGUUCUUUGAUGCUCACGGCGGCAACAAUGGAGUGCGCCGCGCGUACGUCUAUAUAUGAAGCCUCACACUGGUCCGUCCAUGGCAUCACGAAGAUGGAGGACAUCGUGUACCUCUUCCUGGCCCUCGGGUCGCUGCUCGUGGUGCUCCUCGCCAGGCGUGGCAGGCGCAGCUCCGUGGACGGCGAGGUCAAGCUGCGGCUGCCGCCGGGGCCGUGGACGCUGCCGGUGAUCGGCAGCAUGCACCACAUCGCCGGGGCGCUCCCUCACCGUGCGAUGCGCGACCUGGCGCGGCGGCACGGGUGGCCCGUCAUGCUGCUCCGGCUCGGCGAGGUGCCCACGCUGGUGGUGUCGUCCCGGGAGGGCGCGCGCGAGGUGAUGAAGACCCACGACGCGGCCUUCGCCACGCGCCCGCUGAGCUCCACCGUGCGCGUGCUCACCAACGGCGGCCGGGACAUCAUCUUCGCGCCCUACGGCGACCACUGGCGCCAGAUGCGCAAGAUCGCCGUCACCGAGCUCCUCACGGCGCGGCGCGUGCUGUCGUUCCGAGCCAUCCGGGAGGAGGAGGUCGGCGCCAUGCUCCGCUCCGUCGCGUCGGCCGCCGGGAACGGGGACGUGAUCGACAUGCGCGCGCGGCUGUCGGUGCUCGUGGCGGACAGCACGGUGCGCGCCGUCAUGGGCGACCGGUGCAAGGACCGCGACGUGUUCAUCCGGGAGCUCGACCGUUCCAUCGGCCUAGCCGGCGGGUUCAACCCGGCUGACCUGUGGCCGUCGUCACGGCUCGCCGUCUGGGCCAGCGGUGCCGUCCGACGCGCCGAGGAGUGCCGCGACACCGUGUUCGGGAUCCUCGACGGCAUCAUCGCCGAGCACCAGCAGAGGAUGGGCACCGUCGAAGGCGACGACGAGGACCUCAUCGACGUGCUCCUGAGGGUACAGAACGACGGCAGCCUUCAGCUCCCUCUCGACAUGGACUCCAUCAAAGCCGUCAUCUUCGACAUCUUCGGCGCCGGCAGCGAGACGUCGGCGACGACGCUGGAGUGGAUAAUAGCGGAGCUGGUGAAGAACCCAAAGGUGAUGCAUCGGGCGACUACGGAGGUGCGGCGAGCCUUCGAGGCCGGCGGGAAGGUGGUCGAGCAACAGCUGGGCGAGCUCGUCCCGUACCUGCACCUCGUGAUCCGGGAGACGUUCCGGCUGCACACGCCGCUGCCGCUGCUGCUCCCGCGGGAGUGCCGGGAGGAGCCGGCGUGCAAGGUGCUCGGGUACGACGUGCCGCGGGGCACGCAGGUGCUGGUCAACGUCUGGGCGCUGGGCCGCGACGAGCGGUACUGGCCCGACGCGCCCGAGGAGUUCCGGCCGGAGAGGUUCGAGGCCAAGUCGGCGGCGGCGGGGGUGGACUUCAGGGGCGCGGACUUCGAGCUCCUGCCGUUCGGCGCCGGCAGGAGGAUGUGCCCCGGGAUGGCGUUCGGGCUGGCCAACGUGGAGCUGGCGCUGGCGAGCCUGCUGCUGCACUUCGACUGGGAGGCGCCCGGCGUGGCUGACCCGGCCGAGUUCGACAUGACGGAGGCGUUCGGCAUCACCGCGCGGCGGAAGGCCGGCCUGCUGCUCCGCCCCGUCCUGCGCGUGCCCGUCCCCGGUGUCUAGCUAGUUCACGAUGUAGCCAGCCGGCCGUCACGUGCGCAAACCACAUGUAUCUCCAUGUAGUACAUGUAUGGGCAAGCGAGCCGAUCUGGUUCAGUUUGACAGUGUGCUGUAAAAUAACGGACCCUCUAGUCGCAAGUUGCCAAGUUGAUUCAA